GGUGUCACUUACUGUGGUGAGUCGAAAGCUUCAACGUUGACAAUGGAAAAUGUUCCCUGGCAUGAAGAGGUGGUCAAGUUUGUCACACAGUUGGUUGACAGAUUACCGGACUAUGAGCUGGCCUCUGAACAUGAACAUUCUAAUUGUCUCCUCACUGCACAGAAAAAGUUGUUACAGGGUUGAAUAUUAAUUUCACCAAAUGACUUGAGAAAAGUUCCUGUGCAACUAAAUGUGAUUUAGUAUUUUUAAUCCAAAAAGUAGGAUGUGGUUUUCUUCCUGAAGUUACAAUGUCUUCCAUUAGGAUUUCAUAAAAUUUCUAAAAAAUUGUCUAUGGUUAUUGUUUUGUCCUUGCGAAGAUGAUCAUGGCUUGAGUAGUAGCUAUGAUUUGAGCUAUAUUUUGUUUAAAGUGAGGGAGAGUUCCUCAAUUCAUCAGCCUCACUCACUUUUCCUUGCCCAUUUGAUCCAAUGGGAAGACUUAGGAUGACUGGAAAUAGACUAGGAUGCAAUAGAUGGCUAGCACUAAAAAAAUUAUCUAUAGAUCCGAAUAAUGAUAAUUAUUUUUAAAUAUCUAUUUUUGGGGAAAUUUUAAAAAUUAAUUUUAAUUUACAUACAUUAAUAUAUUUCCAUCACAUACAAGAUUUUUCAAACAGAAGGAUUUAUAAGGCAAUUCAAUAAAUGAAUAAAUUAAUGUUGAUAUCUUUACAUUUUCUCACAAUCAAGUUUAAGAAAGAUGGUGAGUGGUGGACUUGGAUCGCUUCCCUCAAUUUCACAAGCUGUGGCGUUGUUACCAAGAAAGCAAUGGGAAAGAGACAUUCUCUUCAUCUGAUUAUAUGGCCUCUACACCAAACUGGGCAGUUUAUGGUUCUAAGGAACAAGGCUUGGAUCCAGUAGAAACAAGAUUUUACCGAAAUAAGAAGCAAAAGUCACAGGGGCAAGAAUAAACUUACAACUU
Molecule: messenger RNA, 952 nt
Organism: Lymnaea stagnalis (great pond snail)
Lineage: Eukaryota; Metazoa; Mollusca; Gastropoda; Lymnaeidae
Source: the annotation of a GenBank genome assembly